AUGUUUAACUCUAGUUAAUAUUGUAUAUUUGAUGGCCACUAAAAUAGUUAGAUAUAGGGAGUUUGUCUAAAUGCUUCAUGCUAAAAUAAAAGACCAUAUUGCCAUCAUUGCAGAUUAUAACAUCAUUCAUAACAUGUAAAUGAUCUUAAAAAUUUCGAAUAACUUAAUGAUUUUUCAAUUUAAUUAGCUAAAGUCUUUGAGGAAAUUCAAAAUAAAUUCUUUGCAAUCUAAAAAUGUUUAUAAACACUAAAUGACUAAUUAAAAGAACUAUAUGUAAAUCCUAAAACCAACUUUAAUGAAUUUAAUUUAACUGAUUUGGAAAAAUUAGUCUUCAAAUUGUUAAGUUUAAAUUAAUUAUCAAAUUCAGCUUUACUCUAAAAUCUGAAUGAUUUCAACAAAAGAUUAAGUUUUUUUAAUAAAGAAGGUCUUAAUCAAAUAAAAGCAAAUCAAUCAGGAGUGUUAUCUACCAUUAAAUCAGAUAUAAACUAAAUAUCAAAUAGUAUUUCUGCUAAUUCAAUAACUUUAAAUCCUGUUGAUCAAAACAUUUUCCAUUUUUCUGAAUAGCUUACAUUCAAAGGCAUUUCAAUCUAGGAAAAUGGAAAGAAAGCUGUUUGUACAGGUUUAGAAUGGGGUUUUGCAAUGUGUGAGCCAGUAAUUCUAAAAAAAGGAACAUCUAGAUUUGUUUUUUAAGUUUGUCACAGCAAUAUAUGUAAUCUUUAUGUUGGAGUAUGUCAUAAGGAUAAAAUUAUUUAAUCAAAUUAUUCUCCAAAUUCAUUUUAAAAAAUUGGUCAUGGAGCUUAUCUAAUAUUUAGUACGGGACUUAUACUCUCUCAUUUGUAGAGUGAAAUUAAUUAUUAAUUUAAAGGAUUCUCGUAUUCGAAUAACGAUAUAAUUAUUAUGGAAGUUGACAUGAAUUAAUAGUAAAUUGUAUUCACUCAUCAGUAAAAGCAGUAAUAAAUAGUAAAUUAAUAUUAUAUAUCUUUAGACUAUGAAAUUAGAUGUAUCUUAAGAUUUAUAUCCAUAUGCAGAGUUAUGUUUUGGUUCAUCAGUUUAAAUCCUUUAGAUUUGA
Paramecium sonneborni is the source of this 1069-nucleotide messenger RNA. The record is from the annotation of a GenBank genome assembly. Lineage: Eukaryota; Ciliophora; Oligohymenophorea; Peniculida; Parameciidae.